GGUAAAAUUAUUAUGAUAGGAAAUUAUGUAUUAAGAUUAUUUUCUGAGUUGGUGGCAUCUCAUUAAUACUGAAGAGCCAUCACAUCUCAAAAUUAUAGAUGCUCCUUUGGAUAUAGAUGCUUAUUCUGACGAAAAAAUGUUGAACCUUCCUGUGCUGACCUCGAACACCGCGUUGGGAUCGAACCCGAGGAGAUUGGCAUCCAAUCCUUCAAAUGGAUUUGAAGAAACUUUCGCUGGUUGUGAUACUUCUCUUCCAAACUUUUUGCUCUUGGCUUUUUGUGGAAAGAGGCAGAUUUUAGCCUUCUUAACCUUGAUGUUAUUCGUUAAACUUCUUUUGAUUCUUU
Moneuplotes crassus is the source of this 344-nucleotide messenger RNA. The record is from the annotation of a GenBank genome assembly. Lineage: Eukaryota; Ciliophora; Spirotrichea; Euplotida; Euplotidae.